AUGCCACGUCAAAAACGUCGGUACGUUCCGAAGGUAAAAGGCUGCUAUGAAUGCUCCCAGCGCCGAAUCCAUUGCGAUCGCGUACAGCCACACUGUGGUAAAUGUGCGUCCAGAGGCAUACUGUGCAGUGGGCUUGGGAUCCGCUACAGGUUCCGCGACGGGGGGAACCAAGGUAAGAUAGCCUGGCAAGACGGCGAUUCACCUCAGGGUGGUACAUGGUCGGGUGAUCUCCCGCAGCAUCAACGCUCACCGUCCUUUCACCGUGGUGGUUCCUCCGAGGGGCAAUUCGACUGGACCAGCAAUGUCACAAAUGACCCCGCAGAACCCAAUGCAUUAGCGGGACUGGGCCCCGAUUCACCAGAAGCAUCUACUGGUAGCUCUGAUGCAAUGGCCGCCCUUCCCCUAAGUAUCGAUCUAGUGGAUCCAAGCAAUGAAUUCCUGUUGACUUACUUCUCCCAUCAUAUUGCACCUCAAAUGGUGGUUAUGGAUGACAAGUACAAUGGAUGGCGGUACUUGAUUCUGCCUUUUGCGUUAUCCGACAAAAUGGUUAUGGAUGCGGUGUUGGCUGUAUCAGCCUUCCAUCUCUCUCACAAAACUAGAGGGACACUAUCAGUCAGACCGGAUAAGCUCUAUGCAAAGGCAAUCUUAGGGCUACAAAGCAGAAGCUCUUUGAACGAGUACGACAUGCUCACAAAACAGUCUAUAUUCGUUGCGAUCAUUACACUCCUGGUAGGGGUCAUGGUCAACGGAUGCUCAGACUUCCCUAUUCUGUUUAACAUGUUACAAUCUGCUCUCGAUGCGGUCGGUGGAGAGGGCGGUCUUGGGAACGGUGACAUGACUGAUUUUCUGCUGCGGCAAAUACGCAAGUUUCGUGUCUACGCUGCACCACUACUAAGUGAGGAAGCUGGUGUGCGUAGUAUUGUGGCUCAUGCCAAAGAGAGCUUUGACUGCCUACACUACAAUGGCAACCUCCACCCCGACCAUGCACUCACCUUCUAUCUGAAUGCGUAUCUUCGGCAGCAAGCUUAUGACAUAUACCUAGAGCGCGCUCUAACGGGGCCUCAUGGCACAUUAGACCCUGAAAAGAUAGAGCGAUUCAAGGAAACAUUAGAGUUGUUCCCAGAGGGAUCAUUAGGAGAACAUUCCCUGGUAUGGCCCACGUUCAUUGCCGCAUCAGAGAGCUUGAAGGAUGAGCAUCGGCUAUAUUUCAAGCAGUUCUUGGAAAAGCAAUUUCAUCGUAAUGGGUUCCUUAACCUACAGCAAGCUCUCAUACUUCUUGAGAAGAUAUGGGCGCGAAGCAGUUAUACAAAUUGGCCCGCACUUCUCCCAGAACCACGAGUGUUUAUUAUGUAG
Molecule: messenger RNA, 1353 nt
Organism: Aspergillus pseudonomiae
Lineage: Eukaryota; Fungi; Ascomycota; Eurotiomycetes; Eurotiales; Aspergillaceae
Product: Zn(II)2Cys6 transcription factor
Exons: 5
Coding region: 1-1353 (450 amino acids)
Biological process (GO): positive regulation of transcription by RNA polymerase II
Cellular component (GO): nucleus
Molecular function (GO): zinc ion binding; DNA-binding transcription factor activity, RNA polymerase II-specific; transcription cis-regulatory region binding
Source: RefSeq, a predicted model, not a curated record